Molecule: messenger RNA, 383 nt
Organism: Symbiodinium sp. CCMP2456
Lineage: Eukaryota; Dinophyceae; Suessiales; Symbiodiniaceae
Source: the annotation of a GenBank genome assembly
GCACAGGCUUCGUGUUGGCGGCCGACUUGCCUAUGUCAGACGACGAGGACGAGGACGAGGUGCCUUCCAGUUCGCACUCCCAGCCACCCCGACGCAACGUCGGCUUCGCCGAGGAGGUCCGAGCCCAGGGGCCGUCGGACGGUGGCGGCAAGGCGGCACGGAAAGGCACGGGCUUCGUUAGUCCAGCGGACCUGCCUAUGUCAGACGACGAGGAGCAGGAAGACCAGGAGGCAUCAGCCAUCUUCGGAGGUGGCGAGGCUCGCCGCCCAGAGCGCCCGGACCGCCCGGCCAGCUCGCCUGGUCGCCGCGGUGCUCCACAGGAGCGGGAGCGACUCUCGGCGCAAGGUCUGCGUCCCAUGCUGCCGGCGUGCAAGACGACCUGA